This is a messenger RNA of Prorocentrum cordatum, 275 nucleotides long. NCBI's taxonomy places the organism in Eukaryota, Dinophyceae, Prorocentrales, Prorocentraceae. The record is from the annotation of a GenBank genome assembly.
AUGCAGGAUGCAGCGUUACAGCGGAAGAAGAGUGAAGGGGCCCCAGCAUCCGGAGGGGACGAGGACGAGGACCUGGACAGAGGCGAGGAGGCCCAACGCCGCGCUCAGCGCAGCAGGUUCCACGGGUCGCCCGCGCCGCUCCUCAGGAAAAAAUCGGGGUACGCCUGGCCUCUCCCGAAGGGCUCCAGCGACGGGCGGCGCCUGGGGCACGGCGCCGCCGCUGGCGGGCGGCGCCGGGGGGACCAUCGGCGGCAGCGGCGCGCGGCGCGGGGGCG